CACAACCAAAACCAAAACCAAACCUUGAGUUCAUCUACUUGAAAACAAGAAAAUAACAAUAAUAUUUUCUUUUUUUCAAUUAUAAUCUAUUUAAUACAAAUAAGUUUCAAAUACUGAGAUUCGAGUAAUCAUGAAUCGAGAGGGUGGGGAAAGUCGAUCGGAGUAUGACCAAACGGAGCUGCGGUUGGGAUUGCCGGGUGGCGGAGGAAACGUGAAGAAUUGCAAUUCGAAGAGAGUUUUUUCCGAAAGUAUUGAUUUAAAGCUCGAACUAAAUACAUUAUCUUCGUCGGGGAAUAAUAACAAUAAUAUUGAUGAGAAUAUUCAUCAAAAAAAUUUGAAAGCUGAGGAAAACAAUGCUAAGCCACCUUCCAAGACACAAGUUGUGGGUUGGCCGCCAGUUAGAUCAUUCAGAAAGAACAUCCUGGCCGUCCAAAAGAACAGCAGCAGCGGCGCCACCACAGAAGCCGACAAGUCGAGCGGCGGUGCUGCGGCGGCGUUCGUCAAAGUCAGCCUAGACGGGGCGCCGUACCUCCGCAAAGUAGACUUGAAAAUGUACACCAGCUACCAACAACUUUCCGAUGCCCUAGGCAAAAUGUUCAGCUCCUUCACAAUAGGCAAUUGUGGAAGUGAAGGGAUAAAGGAUUUGAUGAAUGAGAGCAAAUUGAUAGACUUGUUGAAUGGAUCUGAUUAUGUACCAACUUAUGAAGAUAAAGAUGGUGAUUGGAUGCUUGUUGGUGAUGUUCCAUGGGAGAUGUUCGUCGAUUCAUGCAAACGUAUACGGAUAAUGAAGGGCUCCGAGGCUAUUGGACUAGCACCAAGAGCAGUUGAAAAGUGCAAGAACAGAGGCUGAAAAGAUUUUUAGUACAAACUGCCUAAGUUUCACUAAGUUAAAUUUGAGUAUUUGUAUGUAAUGUUUAUCUAUGUAAGUUGAUGAUUGUAUAAAUAGUGGGUAAUUUAAUUUCGAGCAAAUAUAUUUGCUUAUAAUAAGGUUGUCAUUUUGAACCAUGACAGCCUUGUCACUAUAGUCAAUAAUGUCUUAUCUUUCUUUUUGAUAUUUCCCUUUCAAAUAUCAUUUUCCUUUGUAAACAUGCAAUUACUUGCAUUUAUUUU
Molecule: messenger RNA, 1110 nt
Organism: Erythranthe guttata (spotted monkey flower)
Lineage: Eukaryota; Viridiplantae; Streptophyta; Magnoliopsida; Lamiales; Phrymaceae
Product: auxin-responsive protein IAA16
Biological process (GO): regulation of DNA-templated transcription
Cellular component (GO): nucleus
Source: RefSeq, a predicted model, not a curated record